UGCUACUCCCAGUGUGUGCCAUGCCGGCCCUGCAGCCCAACUCCUCUGGCCAGCAGCUGCAAUGAGCCCUGUGUCAGGCAGUGCCAGAACUCCACCAUCGUCAUCGAGCCCUCUCCCGUGGUGGUGACCCUGCCCGGACCCAUCCUCAGCUCCUUCCCGCAGAACACCGUCGUGGGCUCCUCCACCUCCGCUGCUGUUGGCAGCAUCCUCAGCUCUGAGGGCGUGCCCAUCACCUCGGGGGGCUUGGACUUGUCCGGCUUGGGCAGCCGCUACUGUGGCAGAAGGUGCCCGCCCUGCUAAAGCCGCUGGCCGUGGUUCUGGAGAACUUCUUCCUGAAACCACGAGCACGGUGCUGGAACAAGAAUUUGGAAUUUGGAAUUUUCAAGCUCCUGCUUUCAGAUUACCUGACCAUCCUCAGCUACUCUAGGAAGUACUGGCGG
Phasianus colchicus (ring-necked pheasant) is the source of this 440-nucleotide messenger RNA. The record is from RefSeq and is a predicted model, not a curated record. Lineage: Eukaryota; Metazoa; Chordata; Aves; Galliformes; Phasianidae.